Labeo rohita (rohu) is the source of this 3742-nucleotide messenger RNA. RefSeq names its product serine/arginine repetitive matrix 4 (gene srrm4). Gene Ontology annotation, biological process: mRNA processing; regulation of RNA splicing; neuron maturation. NCBI's taxonomy places the organism in Eukaryota, Metazoa, Chordata, Actinopteri, Cypriniformes, Cyprinidae. Bases 799 to 2544 code for a protein of 581 amino acids. Gene Ontology annotation, cellular component: nucleus. The record is from RefSeq and is a predicted model, not a curated record. Gene Ontology annotation, molecular function: mRNA binding. The transcript is spliced from 13 exons.
UUGACACAUGCUCCGUCUGCUGCCUCUGCGCCGACCCCUGCCUCUUUUGUUAUGCUGAUUAAGGCAACAGGCAUAGUCUUUUGUUCAACUCAGAGAACGCGAAAGAGAAAAAGAAAGAGCACGGAGGGAUGGUCACGCUCCCUGUGACCUAUAGCCCCCCAGACUCCUCUUCUUUAACGUCACAAGGUGCGCGCAACAAAAACGAGCCACCAUCAACUGAGUUCUUCACAUCGUGACGCGCAGGAGCGAGCGAGCCACCAUCUGCUGAGCUUAUCACACUCGUCCAACUCUUCCGUUCACAUAUAUAGACACAAAUACGCUGGCGGUGGACUUAUAGACGCCCAAUUAUGUAAGUUAUAACUGCCAGGAGUUCAGUGGAUAUUGUGAAUUAUGUAAACGGGAUUUAGGACUCUUAAACUGAUUUGAAGGCGGGAAGAGCGAAAGGGGACGCCGAGCUAAUAAAUAGAAGCUGGCUGCUGUAACGGUCGCCGUCGUUAUGAAAACCAUGGGGGAAACGUGAAAACGGACUCUCGAAAGAACUUGAAGCUUUUAAAAUGGACUCUUUCACGUAAGAAAACCACAAAAACUAAGAAAAGGAGCUCGGUUCCCUCAAACAAUCCGUUGGUUUCAGAACUUGGACAGCUCCCUCGUUCAGCCGCCUACACAGAGUACCAAACUGACAGUGAGAGGAUUCAUCGAAACUACAGCACCAAACCGACAGUGAGAGGAUUCAUCGAAACUACAGCACCAAACCGACCCGGUGUUUCUCGGUAUUCAUUCCCAAAACAUCGCGACGCCAUGGCCGGUGUACUUCAGGGAGAGAAGCAGCUUUUUGAGAAGUUCUGGAAGGGCACGUUCAAAGCCGUGGCGAUGCCGAGACCCGAGAGCAUCAUCGUCGCCAGCAUCACCGCACGGAGAGCCGUAACAAAAUUGGAGACGGCUGUUAGCCUAGUACCUAAAGACGAUGAGGAAAAAGCGAAAACAAAAGAUACAGUAGCAGAAAAACAUAAGAAAAAUGGACACAUGAAACGCAGAGGACGUAAACGCCACAGUCACCGGCGAGCUCGCAGCGUCUCUUUCGAGGCUGAUCUUUCUCCUCGGCCAGUGCCUAAGGCAAAGAAAAAGAAGAAGAAGUCACAGAGGAAGAGGAGGAGACACAGAUCUCCCUCCUGCAGUCCAUCACCUGUGAGGAAGAAGAAGAAAAAGAAGAGCUCAAAGAAAAGGAAGCGACAUAGGUCUGCCUCAAGGAAGGGACGACACAGUGGCUCGAGUCCCAGACGUAAAAGAAAGGAGGACAAAAAGCAUAAAAAGAGGGCAAGGAGCCACUCUCAUCGCAGACACCGGCGCCGGAAAGCAGAAAUUAGGAGUUCUUCCUGCAUGGAAAACAGAUAUGAAGACUGUGAAAAAUCUGGUUUCCAAGAUGGUGGCCAUUCAUCAGCUGUCCACGGAGGCAACGCAUGCAGGUCGGCAAUCAAGCUGACCAGUAAAAUCUCCUCUAAGUGCUGCUGCCACUUUUCUGAAAGCACCGUCUCACCGUCACGCCCUGGGGUUGAGGGUUUAAGCAAAAUGGUGAUCGUCCAGGACUCAAUAUCCAGUAAGGGCAAAGGACAUGCAGAUUACGAUUCGGGAAAUGACACGUCCUCUCCACCCUCAAGUAAAACUGGCAUCACAAAGUCAAAGGUUACCGGAAACGGAAAGUUUUCGUGUCAGGAUCUGACUUCUCCUGAGAAGCUUAGGCUAGGCGAUGGGGACAAUGCCUCUGAUUCAGGCAACUCACUAACCAGCUAUGACUCUCUGGGUAAACCAGUGCUCAAAGAACAUACCCUACACAGCUCUGUCUUCAACAAGCUCAAAGGUGAAGAAACGGGCAGGUACUCUGAUUUGGAGAAGACACAGCCUCUGGGUCUCGUCGCUGAUAGGAAUCGGAGUCCGUCUUAUGAUAGACAUCAGGAUCGAACGAGGUCCCGCAGCAGAAGCAUAUCAUCCCAAAGCAGAUACUCAGGGCGCUAUUCCAGAAGCCGAUCCCUGUCCUCAGGGAGGAGAUCAUAUUCCCGUUCAUCCAGUUAUUCGCUGGAUUCACGUAGAGACAGUCUGUCUAGUGCGAGCAGCUACCGCAGUCUAAAUUACUCACGGUGCACACCAGACAGGUUUCGACAGCGGAAAAGAGACUGCAGUUCCUGCAAGAGCAGAAAGCACAGCAGGAGAAGACCUUGUUCUCCAAUGAGGAAGAGAAGAAGAGAUUCCCCCAGUCACCUAGAAGCCCGUAGAAUUACAAGUGCCAGAAAGAGGCCGAUCCCCUACUACCGUCCCAGUCCCUCCAUCAGCAGCCGCUCCUCCAGCCUCCUGUCCUGGCGCCUGUUUUCUCUCAGUCGCAGUCGCAGUCGCAGUCGUUCGCGGAGUCGCAGCCGGAGUCGCAGUCACACGUAUUCUUCAUACAGGAGCUACAGUCGCAGCUCAUCGUGGAACUCUAUAUAUAGCAGACGCGGUCGCAGUCGGAGCAGAAGCUAUGACUCAGUGGUGAGCUAUAGCAGAGCCCGUCGCUAAUUUACGGAUGAAGCAGAAGCCGGAAUGCUGAGCUACAGCACAAUCCCAGGACCACAUCUUACUGUAACUGGAAGUGAAAUGGAGCAGCACUGAGAACAUGCUGUGCUUAGAUGUGGAACACCAGGCAGUGACAGGAUCAUCUGUUCAGUGUCAGAUAAGACUGAAGCUUUCCAUAUUGUUGUGUACUAAACUGUGUGCUUUCAUCCAUCCCGCUCAAAGGAAAGCUUGUCUAUCAAUCUCAAAGCCUGCUGUUGUAGGAAAGGCCGGUCUGGAGGUUUCAAUAUGUGCGCUGCAAUCUGUGAGUUCUGCUAUACCUUGUUCGUGUGAGGAUAUUGUUAGUCAUUUAUCAGAACAGCCGUAGUAGAUAAAAGGAAGUGCGGGGUCACUCACGAGACGCUCAUAACCUUGACUGUAAAAGCCCAUGUAUGAAUCUAUUGUAUUUUUGUAGUGUGUUUUCUUUUUUUUAUAGGAGGUGUCAAUGGCGCUGGAGGAGAAAGAUUUAUUGCUUCCAUAAGAGCUUUUACUGAGAGCAGCCGCUUCUGCGUUGCACACACCUUCACUUUGAAAAAUGUGCCAUCCGAAUCGGCCCCACCGGCAUAGGCACACCCCAUCAGCCCAAAUGCCAGCUUUAUUUAUCUUCUGUUGAACUGGAAAACAAUUCAAAUGUCAUUGGCUGUGAUGGAGAUGAUGAUGAUGGUGGUGGACAAUCAAAAUGCAGCGGAUGUGCUCCUCCGGUGGGAACCGUUUUGCAGGUCCAGCUGUCUGUACUGGGUUACCAAAUAUGUUAAAGUACAUAUUAAUCUUGCAGGCCUCAAGAGGCAGAAUGAAGAUAUUUAUAACCAUAGGAUUCGAGGCUGAAUCUGAGUGCACAAAGAAAAGGUACAUUUUCCAUGUCCUAUUGUUUUCAAGAUUCAAAGCACUGCUAUAUACUUAAUAAUUAUUAUUAUUGUUAUGUCAUUUUUGAAAUGCAUAACCCCUGAGCUGUGUUAAAUUGUAUAUUCUUUUUAAAUAAUUUAUUCUUUUAAUGCCAAGUUUUUUGUAUUUCUAUCUGUGAUCAUUUCUGUUAGGUCUGCGGUACAAAUAUUUAUUAUUUACAUCUCUUGAAUUAUUUAUAAGGUAAAAUCUUUAAUAUUCACAUCGAAAAUCAGUUAUUUCUGACUCAUUUCUGUUCAUUUGCCUCGAAACCCCAAAGUUUAAA